UUUGGGAAUCCUUGAGGUAGGUGAACCGAGGCUUAAACUGUGGGACUUCCACGACCUGGCAGGUGACACAGGUCUGGCAGGUGGAAUUAGGCCAUUUGCUGAAGCUUCCUCCCCUGGGAACUGGGGCGAAAAUUACAUUUUGCCCUUUACCUAGCAUGGCUUUGGUGUGCAGGUUCCUGAAUGGCACACGCAUUCUCAGAAAGUGCCCGAAGCCAUGCGGGGCGCUGUGCCUGCCUCAUGGUCUUGUUGCAGCCUAUUGUUCUAGGAGCCUUCAGAAGCCGGGCGCCACUCCUGGCAAUGCCUCCCAGCAGAGUAGGCCCAAAGAAGGUUUGCAAGAACAUGAACAGAAGGAAGUCUCUUUGGAUAUACCCUCUUCUGAAGAGAAGCCUGGAGUGAGUUUUGAUGAAUCCAUUAGGGAGGAAGUAAAGGACCACUUGAGACGCUUGAAAGAUGAGAUCGUGAAUCAUUGGGUGGGCCCAGAAGGCCGCCCCUUACACGAGGUCCUACUGGAGCAAGCCAGGGUUGUCUGGCAGUUCCGAGGCAAGGAGGACUUGGACAAGUGGGUUGUGACUUCUGAUAAGACAAUUGGAGGCCGAAGUGAAGCAUUCUUGAAAAUGGGCAAGAACAACCAAAGUGCGUUGCUCUAUGGGACUCUGAGCACCGAGCCCCCCAAGGAUGGGGAGAGCAGGCAGAGUGGGUUCUGUGCAAUGAUCUCCAGGGUUCGCCGGGGCUCCUUUGAGAGGAAGAUGUGUUACGACUGGUCCCAGUACAACAGUCUGUAUCUCCGCGUCCGUGGUGAUGGACGGCCUUGGAUGGUGAACAUCCGGGAGCAGAAGGAGUUCAUCCAGAACAAGGACCAGAUGUACAGCUACUUCAUGUACACCCUCCUCUUCAUGGGCUCACAUGUUUGUCAUGUGUACACAGGGCAAUUUACUGAAUGCUUCAAUUGCUUAUUUCUCAGCUAUAAUGUUUUCUUUCAGAUUCCCUUUUCCAAAUUUUUCUUCUCAAAUAAAGGAAGAAUUCGGGAUGCCCAAUACAAGCUUCUGCUUGAUAAGAUUUCUUCUAUAGGAUUCACCCUGGCUGAUAAAGUAGAUGGUCCGUUCUUCCUGGAAAUAGAUUUUAUUGGUGUGUUUACUGAUCCAGCCCACACAGAAGAAUUUGCUUAUGAAAAUUCUCCGGUGCUUAACCCAAGACUUUUUAAAUAAGGAAGAGCAUGUGGCAGUUUUGAUUUGUUAAAAUAG
Messenger RNA from Octodon degus (degu), 1241 nucleotides. RefSeq names its product NADH:ubiquinone oxidoreductase complex assembly factor 1 (gene Ndufaf1). The record is from RefSeq and is a predicted model, not a curated record. The transcript has 6 exons. The coding region runs from base 156 to 1205 and encodes 349 amino acids. NCBI's taxonomy places the organism in Eukaryota, Metazoa, Chordata, Mammalia, Rodentia, Octodontidae. Gene Ontology annotation, cellular component: mitochondrion. Gene Ontology annotation, biological process: mitochondrial respiratory chain complex I assembly; mitochondrial electron transport, NADH to ubiquinone.